Messenger RNA from Meyerozyma guilliermondii ATCC 6260, 990 nucleotides. Its product is annotated as Cu/Pi carrier. Gene Ontology annotation, cellular component: mitochondrial inner membrane. Bases 1 to 990 code for a protein of 329 amino acids. Gene Ontology annotation, biological process: mitochondrial phosphate ion transmembrane transport. Lineage: Eukaryota; Fungi; Ascomycota; Pichiomycetes; Serinales; Debaryomycetaceae. The transcript has a single exon. The record is from RefSeq and is a predicted model, not a curated record. Gene Ontology annotation, molecular function: phosphate transmembrane transporter activity.
AUGCCUGUGGAUUCAAUUACCCAACCAAUUGCUGAUAAGGUCAAGUCCAUUGGUAAGAGUGCCCUGGACUCGAUCCCCGAUAAGCCUAAAGGUGGAAUUACCCUUUUUUCACCCGAGUAUUAUGCUGCUUGUACUCUUGGUGGAAUUAUUGCUUGUGGACCUACCCACUCGGCAGUGACUCCGUUGGAUUUGGUCAAGUGUCGUCGUCAGGUGGACUCGUCAAUCUACAAGUCCAAUGUCCAAGGUUGGUCCAAGAUUAUGAAGACCUCAGGAGAUUCCAUUUUCACUGGUGUUGGUGCUACUUUCAUUGGAUAUUCGUUUCAGGGUGCCGGAAAGUACGGGUUUUAUGAAUUUUUCAAGAAGACUUAUUCUGAUGCUGUUGGUCCCGAGUACGCUAACAAGUACAAGACGGGAGUCUUUUUGGCUGCUUCGGCAUCGGCUGAAUUUCUUGCAGACUUGGCAUUAUGUCCAUUUGAGAUGAUCAAGGUGAAGACCCAGACGACAAUUCCUCCUUAUGCAACGUCGGUAUUUGACGGUUGGAAGAAAUUGGUGGCUGCGGAAGGUUAUGGUGGUCUUUACAAGGGUUUGGUUCCACUUUGGUUUAGACAAGUGCCAUAUACCAUGGUCAAAUUUGCUUCGUUUGAAAAAACCGUCGAGCAAAUCUACAAGUAUUUGGGCAAACCAGCAUCGAGCUACACUCCUAUUCAACAGACUGGAGUAUCAUUUUUGGGUGGUUACAUUGCCGGUAUUUUCUGUGCUAUAGUGUCGCACCCAGCUGAUGUGAUGGUGUCCAAGAUCAACGCAGACAAGAAGCCUGAUGAAAGUGUUGGCAAGGCAUUGGGUCGGAUUUACAACAAGAUUGGAUUUGCCGGGGUUUGGAACGGAUUGCCUGUCAGAAUUGUUAUGAUCGGUACUUUGACCGGAUUCCAAUGGCUCAUCUAUGAUUCGUUCAAGGUGUACAUUGGACUUCCAACCACCGGUGGUCACUAG